Ambispora gerdemannii is the source of this 142-nucleotide messenger RNA. The record is from the annotation of a GenBank genome assembly. NCBI's taxonomy places the organism in Eukaryota, Fungi, Glomeromycota, Glomeromycetes, Archaeosporales, Ambisporaceae.
CUAUUUUGGAGGAUUGGAAAACUCAGAUAAUUCACACAUUGAAAUUGACGAAAUUCAAAUACAAACACAAUUACUACACCCACCUCCAGUUGUAGCCGAUGUCGCACUAAAACAUUAUGAUCGAAAUAAAUUAAAAUUAUAA